AUGGAGGAUGAAUCUCCCAGAAGUAAAGUCAAAUUCCUUUGCAGUUAUGGCGGAAAGGUUCUUCCACGACCCUCCGAUGGAGUCCUUAAGUAUGUAGGCGGCGAGACUCGCGUCAUUUGUAUUCCUCGCGACGUAACUUUUGCAGAUAUGAUGAAGAAGGUGAGUGGCGUGGUUGAUGGCGAGGUGCUGUUGAAGUACCAGGUGAUUCCUGAAGAACUUGAUACAUUGGUGUCUGUUAGAACACAAGAUGAUCUCAAGCACAUGAUCACUGAACUUGAUCGCCAUGAGAGUGCUGGAUCGCCAUUGCUUCGCGCGUUUUUAUUUCCUUUGAAGCCAUUGAUACUCGUUGACAACCAGACUCAAAUGCAAAUGCAACAGCCACUUCCUGUUGAACCAUAUUUGUUAGAACAGCGUUAUCUUGAUGCCAUCAAUGGAAUCAUACGCCCAAGCCCGAGCUCUAAAUUUGCGGCUUGCUCUGCGUGUUCUUCACCAAAAUCAACCUCCCCGGAUGGAUGUACUUCCGGGGAAUCGCCCUUCCACUUCCAAGGUAUGCAGCAGUUACAGAAGGGUAUGGUUUCAAUGCAAAGAGUGAGAAGCUCUCCAAGUUUAUCCAGUCUUACAAGCACCUACAAUAAUACACAACCGUUACAGCAGCAGACGCAACAGCAUAAUCAUGGUAUCAGUAGAAGUAGGAGUAGUCAUUAUCAACACCAGCACCACCCUCUUGUUGGACUUAGACCAAUACAAGAACUAGGGUCGGGAAUGGGGAUGGGAAGGGUGUCUCCAUCUCAGAUGAGUUUGAAUAUGAUGACAGAUAAUAUGACUAGUAGCAGUAGCAGUAAUAGAGGUAUGAAUUACUAUUACUCCUUCAAUGCAAACAGACCCCAUAAAGCUUAUGCAUAUCACGAUGAUUCAGUUGGUCAUCUUGUUGUUGAAAGACUUCAAUCAGUCCCCCGAAGUCCCAGAAUGUACUUAGCUGAAUGA
Vicia faba (fava bean) is the source of this 984-nucleotide messenger RNA. The record is from the annotation of a GenBank genome assembly. NCBI's taxonomy places the organism in Eukaryota, Viridiplantae, Streptophyta, Magnoliopsida, Fabales, Fabaceae.